Messenger RNA from Colletotrichum siamense, 795 nucleotides. RefSeq names its product G-protein coupled receptor 1 (gene GCR1). Bases 1 to 795 code for a protein of 264 amino acids. Gene Ontology annotation, molecular function: G protein-coupled receptor activity. Gene Ontology annotation, biological process: cell surface receptor signaling pathway; adenylate cyclase-activating G protein-coupled receptor signaling pathway. The record is from RefSeq and is a predicted model, not a curated record. Lineage: Eukaryota; Fungi; Ascomycota; Sordariomycetes; Glomerellales; Glomerellaceae. The transcript has 5 exons. Gene Ontology annotation, cellular component: plasma membrane.
AUGCGUGCAACUAUCAUCCUUCCCAGGAACGAGUGGGAUGGGGUCUUAUCGGCGCCCCCAACCCAGGACGAAGUUCGACUACAGAGCAUCGUCAUCCUCGUCGUUUCAAUUGUUUCGAUUCUUGGCGCAGGAUGGAUCAUGCUCAGUUUCUGGCUGUUUCCAAAUCUGCGCUCAUUCCGCCAUCGUCUUAUUCUUGGCCUGGCCAUGAGCGACCUCAUCAUGGCAAUCAACUUCGUCUGCUCUACUGCACUGAAUAUAUCCGGUCGACCUAUUGGUGCACCCGAGAAUGCCACCUUCUGUAGCUACAACGGCUUCAUGACGCAGGUCUUCGUUAUUCAAACCGACUAUUGGGUUCUCACUAUUGCCGUUUGCACAUAUUUCAUCCUUGCUGGCCACAAGAGACAAUCGACGUGGAUUCAAAACCAUGAAUAUCUUAUCUGGUCACUCCCCUGGUUUUUCUCGACUAUUUGGGCGCUCAUCGGCCUCGUCAAAGACGCAUACCGCGACAUAGGCGCUUGGUGCUGGUUCGGAUCCGAUCGGACUCGUCUACUGGUCAACUUCGUCCCACGAUGGGUCAUCAUAGCCACUAUGUUUGUCCUAUAUGCCUAUCUCUACGUCGUUCUUUACAGAGCACAUAAUGAACUGAGCUCGGUGGUGGACGAGGUGUCCGGGCACACGACCCCUGUCAGAAGCGUUGAUACCAGCUUUCAAGAUGACAGCUUUCGUGAUUGCCCGCUUGAUGCUGUUGUACCCUCUCGCAUACGCCGUCAUCUGGUCACUUCCAACGGCGAUUAG